This is a messenger RNA of Bursaphelenchus okinawaensis, 1753 nucleotides long. Lineage: Eukaryota; Metazoa; Nematoda; Chromadorea; Rhabditida; Aphelenchoididae. The record is from the annotation of a GenBank genome assembly.
AUGGAGUUUGUUCAGGAAUCCGACUUCCAAGUAGAGGAAUUCUUGAGCUUUGGGGGUUCUGCUAAUGUAAGUUUUGUGUCGUUAAAUUGACAUAAAGUUAUUGUUGUACGUUUAAAAGAUCAUUCUAAGUAUGUUAGAUGCAAAAUGCUUUAAACCUAGCUUUUAUGGCAGUUUCUAGCCGCUGGCUAAAAGCUAUGGAGAUAACGGUUCACACAUUUAACGAUAAGAAGGCCUUAUCACAGUGUUUCAGCCCAACUUCUUCUAAAUGUUGUCAACGCCGAUCUGAUUAGAAUGUUUUGACUCAUCCCGUUUUGUUUAUAUAUUACAAAGCUAACUUGUAUAUUAUUGUAGGUGUACCUUGUGAACAAGCUCAACGGCGUAGACCGCAAGCAGCGCUACGCCAUGAAAGUAAUGAGCAAGGCUGUAGUCAUGCAGACAGAGCAUGGUAUCGACUGUCUGAUGGCAGAACGUGACUUGUUGGCUUACGUCGACAGUCCGUUUAUCGCCAAGCUUUACUAUGCAGUACAGUCGCCGUCCACAUUCUGUUUCAUAACAGAGUACGUCAGCGGCGGCACGUUGUUGACGUUCAUGGAGAGGUUGGGGGUGUUGAACAUUAAGUUUAAUAACCAGUUGACCAAGUUCUUUAUGAGUCAACUGGUGCUUAUAGUAGGCUAUCUACACGAUAGCUACAUAUUGUUCAGAGACUUGAAGCCCGAAAAUCUGAUGUUAGAGAAGAAUGGUAAGUCACUGAUAAAACAUGUCAUAUGAUCAUAGUUUUUGUAGUUUCUGUUUACUUUACAUAUGUUAAGACUAAUUUCCUAUAAGAAGAUGUUAUAAACUUAUGUUUUAGGCUACUUAAAGCUGAUUGAUUUCGGCCAUGCUAGGUUUAUUGAUAAAAUGAACCAAAAGGUCCACACAAUUGCUGGUACUCCCGGCUACAAGGCACCAGAAACACUAAAUCCAGCAGAUGGAUACACAAAAGCUGUUGAUUGGUGGGCGGCGGGCAUCAUCAUGUACGAGAUGAUGUACGACAGACAGCCGUUUAGCAACGAGGACCCCGCGGUUGAUAAAAAGGUAAGUUUUAAAAGACAAAAACUACUGUAAUUAAAAAAAAAGAGGUUGAUGUACUUUUGUAACACACUGUCUACUAUUUUGCAAUUAUUUGUGUAAAUGUCACAGUGCACAAUUAAUUGUACAAACAUAAUAUUUUAAACUUUCUAGUAUGCUACACGGGAAAUAAAGUACCCCGAAAGGUCCCACGUGGGUCCAGAUGCAGUUAACCUGAUUCAGCAACUACUUCAGAAGAAUCCUGAAAAGAGAAUAGGAAAAGGAAUCAACGACUACACUGAAGUCCAAAGCCACUUGUUCUUCAGACGAACCAAUUGGAGUGCUGUAGAGAAGAGAACGGUGAGAAUCUAAACAGUUUUGUGACGUAUUGUAUAGCGUUUUAAGGAUAGGUAUUAGUUUGUAAUGUAUUAAGAAUACUAUUUUUGUUACACAUAUAUCACAUAAUAAUUUUAUCCUAGUUUAAUGUUAUCUUGUUUAGGUACCUCCACCUUUGCCAGUUGGGUUGUCAACUAUAAUGGAGAUGGACUCGUUCCCAGAACGGCCUCAAAAGCUGCCAAAAGAAGAAGUUGAAGAAGUAUUAGAAGGCUUUUACUACAUCUCACCCCUCAUUGAUUCUAAAAUGGCAAAGAAACGAAAGUCAUCAGAUGUUGACGACCUAGAGUCAAAAAAGCAAUGUUUAUGUUAA